AUGGAUAUCGAUCCUAUUUUUAUUGUGCAGAACCUUACCAACACUACGUUGGAUAGCUCCGUUUUCUCCUCUAGCAUCGAAGUGGAUGCAAUCUUGCAAAAUUCUUUCUAUACCCGUCCUGUGAAAGUAUUCGGUAAAGCACUUCAUGUUGAAGAUGCAAUUGAAACAGUCUAUCGCUUAUUUCAAUUACAUGUUGGUCGUACAUAUCAAGUGAAUAAGACCAAGAUAUGGACCGCUAAUACCUCCUUAAUGAGUGCAAUUCUUCCAACGCUAAAAAAUGAUAUCCAAGAUCAGGUACGAUGUUGUCAAGACUACCAGCAAACUCAAAACAUCGCCAAUUGUCCGGCUAAAGAAGAAAUUGAAGACACAUGCCCGACGAAUUAUGCUCGUGGUUUCUUAUGGGAACCAACCAAAGUUAAUGUUACAAUCAAAAGUAACAGGAAGGAAUCUUGCAAGUUAUUUACUAGCGAUAUAGAGCCAAUGGAUCAGAAUUUGCAUGUUCAUGGCCAUGUAAGUAGAACAUGUACAUCUAACAGGCAAGCCAGCUCUGUAUGGGCUUCUGUUAAUGGAUGUAAAUGUUUCGUGACAGCAAUGACAGAUGUAUUGGCUAAAAUGAAAUUAACCGUGGCCAAGCAAUAUACCAUGCACUACUUGAGCACACUAACUAGUUUUGUUAGAAAAUAUUACAAGUAUAACACAGACUUUAACAUAGCAACGAAUGCUCAAGAGUUACUUUCUCAAUCUCAGCAACAGCAGACGGAUUUACAAAGCAUUUACUAUACUGAAUUUACUGGCUGCUUGGCAAUGACAACGAUGGACUUGAUCAGUAAUUGGCAUUCUGACAAGAAUUGUCCGGCACCGGAUAGCUCCAAGGUAGCCAUGAACAACACCUUCUACAAUGCAUUAGCCACACUACUCAACAUGCCCAAAGAAGAUGUACUCAGUAAUCCUGCUUAUUCACUGGAAAAUAAUGAUACUCUGACAAUGGCCAUCCAAAAUAUUAGCAUGAUGGAGUUAGGUCGAUCCGAUCCUUGCCCAUUAGUUGGAACUGUUAUUCCAUUACCAGCAUUUAAGCCAGGAUCAGGAAUAACAUCACCAAAUCCAACAACUGCAACCACUCCUAUGACGUUGAAUUUUAAGUACUUCUUUCUAGAUGCAGAUAGACAAACAAUCUAUCUACUUGUUACCAGUUACCAGUACUUGUUACCAGAGGGUUGA
Trichoplax adhaerens is the source of this 1218-nucleotide messenger RNA. RefSeq lists its product as uncharacterized. Bases 1 to 1218 code for a protein of 405 amino acids. The transcript is spliced from 8 exons. The record is from RefSeq and is a predicted model, not a curated record. NCBI's taxonomy places the organism in Eukaryota, Metazoa, Placozoa, Uniplacotomia, Trichoplacea, Trichoplacidae.